AUAAAUGGCACUUAUUCAUCCAAAAUAAUCUUGACAGGUUAAAUCACUGGCAUGACAAGAACAUUAGGUACCAUUUUCUUUUCUCCUUUCCUGCUGACUCAUCGAUGCUUCUCUUUCCGUGUUUAUCACCUUCCUUUGUACACUUUCUUCCCAUUGUCUUUUCUCUUUCUUCCUCGUUUACGAGUUCUUUCCCGCUUUCUUUGCCUCGGAGCCUUUCUUUCGAUGCUCUCUUUUUCUUAGAUUCUGCUCACCUCCUUGAAGGAUAUCAUCCAUUGUUAUCAUUUAUAGAACAAAAACCAUCUCUUUGUAAAUAUCACUUCUCAUAAGAACUCUGAAACCAAAUAAGGAGCAAUUUUCAAAGGAUGGGUUUCGAUUUGCAGACCACACCACGGUUCAGUGUCGGUCGGGAACUAGCAACUUUGAUUACUUCUUGCGGGAUCCUGGACAAGGCCUGGGAAGAGAUAUGUAAUGUUUCUAAAAAUAAUAUAGAUUUUCUUCUGAAAGAAGAUGACGGUGUAGCAUAUGUGACCUUUCCUUCAUUUUCUGGAGAGGAUUUCAUUGUUACAGACAGCAAAUAUGGAGAGUACGAUAUCCAGAAUGAGAAAAUAUUCUCUGCCUGUCUUAAGGGCAAUGAUGAUAAGAAGGCCCUUGUUCAUAAGGGAGCUUUCAACCGAUUCCUGCGUAUUGUGGAAAGUUCCGAUUUCAAAGCCAAGAUGCAAGGUUUAAAGGAACAAGCAAUUAUAUUUGCAGGCCAUUCCAUGGGGGGUGCAGUUGCAACCCUGGCCACUCUCUGGUUUCUGCAAAAGAAGGCGAGAAACAUAUCUUAUUUUUGUAUUACAUUUGGUUCUCCGUUGGUGGGAAAUGCUAUAGUUGGGGAGGCAAUUGGGCGUGAAGAUUGGACAGGAAGAUUUUGUCAUGUUGUCUCCAAGUAUGAUAUUGUUCCUAGGAUGCUUCUUGCACCAUUUGAAUCAAUUGUGGAGCCUUUGGGUGCAAUUGUGCCUCAUUGGGAGAGCAUAAUGGGCAUUGGCUAUGUUGCUGUAACACAUCUUUCUAUACCAGAGGCUUGCAAAACUCUUCUUGAGAAAAUCCUACAGUGCACAUCUACAAUAGCAAAUAAUUACCCAGGAGAAUCUGGUCUUAGAAGCCCAUAUAAACCCUUCGGUACUUACAUGUUUUGUUCAAGCCAAGGUGCAGCUUGUAUUGAUGACUCUGAAGCUGUCCUGAAGAUGUUGCAUUUCUCUAUGCAAGAAAUGCCUUUUGAUCAACUUGCAGGCACCUGUGUUUCCGAUCAUACAGGUUAUGGGCAAAUUUUGGAAACUAUCUCUAAAGACUUGCUAAAUGCAAUGCCAAAUGCAAAGGUUGCUGCAGACGCUUUUGAGAUGGGAAUAGCACUGGAAUUGGAAGCAAUGGGCGUUGGAGAUCAGAACCAUCAUGCAUCUCUUGCACUCAGAAAAGCUGGAGAGAUGAAAAAUGAGCAAGAUCUGAACAUUGAGAAACUAAAUAAUGAUUUGAGCAAGAGUCAAAGUUUAAUGGCAGAGGUGGAAUGGUAUAAAGGGCGUUGUACGAAGGGCUCUGGCUACUAUGAUACUUUCAAACAACAUGGUGAAAAGCCAGAGUUUCAUGUAAAUUUGGCUAGAAUAAAGUUGAGAGCAUUCUGGGAUGAAAUUGUUGAGAAAGAGGAGAAGCAUGUACUGCCCAGUGACUUCCGAUGCCAAAAUAAAUGGAUCAAUGCUGGCACUGCAUAUAGAAGACUUGUAGAACCUCUGGACAUUGCAUACUACUAUCGUAGACAGAAGGAUAACAAAAGCUAUCUCUCAGAUGGGGUGAGACCUCACUGUCACAUCGUUCUGGAGAAAUGGUUGAAAGAAAAAGACCAAACUCGUGCAGGUAGAGAUAAUAAGUAUCGAACAAAGUUUGCAUCCUUAACUCUGGACUCCUGUUUUUGGGCUCGUAUAGAAGAGGCUUGUCAAGCGUUGACAAAUCUCCAGAAAGAGCAAGACCAACAUCAAGUCUUGAAUGCCUCACUGCAAGAAUGCCUAGAGUUUGAAAAUUAUAUUUGGGAUAUUAUCAGUAACAAGAGUAUUUCUGUAGAGGUUUUCCUGGAGCAGAGUAGCUUCAUGAAUUGGUGGAAACAAUACAGUAGCUAUCUUCAACUCCAAACCCCACAAUGGAUAUCAAGCUCUCCUUUGUUCAACUUCAUGGCAAAUGAAACCUGGAAGUAAAAAAUUCAGAAGAGCGAACCUUUUUCUACUUUGAAAAAGUUUUUCAAAAUUA
Cryptomeria japonica (Japanese cedar) is the source of this 2274-nucleotide messenger RNA. Its product is annotated as lipase-like PAD4. Lineage: Eukaryota; Viridiplantae; Streptophyta; Pinopsida; Cupressales; Cupressaceae. Gene Ontology annotation, biological process: lipid metabolic process. The transcript has 4 exons. The coding region runs from base 363 to 2222 and encodes 619 amino acids. The record is from RefSeq and is a predicted model, not a curated record.